Messenger RNA from Megachile rotundata (alfalfa leafcutting bee), 3520 nucleotides. RefSeq names its product Inositol-3-phosphate synthase (gene INPP5E). NCBI's taxonomy places the organism in Eukaryota, Metazoa, Arthropoda, Insecta, Hymenoptera, Megachilidae. Gene Ontology annotation, molecular function: phosphatase activity. The record is from RefSeq and is a predicted model, not a curated record. Gene Ontology annotation, biological process: phosphatidylinositol dephosphorylation.
AUAUUUGGAACUAUAUACAUAUAUUGAACUGCUGUCAAAAAUUUCAGUACACAUAACUGAAUCCUUUAAGCUUAUUUCUAAGCUACAAAUCCUGAAAAAUGCAGAUUUAACAUGUAGAAACGUAAACUUUCCUUCACCGGAUACAAUUGAAUGAUAUGUAAUAGUUGAUACGACGUAAUCUUUUAUGAAAAAUAAAAAAAAAUACCACGCAAUUUUUCCAUUCUCAACUUAAUUUUUAAGAAAGUUGAGUUUGGAAAGCCGCUUCGUAUAUUUACUGUUACAACUGACAGAGUAGGAAUAGGCACAAAAAUGCGUUGCACUGACAAAUGUAUGAUACAUUUUUAACACCUGUCAACUUCGUAUUAAAAUUUAGGACACUUAUAAUGUUUGUAAAAAGUUGCGCUAAUUUGUAAAGAAUGAAGCGUAGAAAAGAAACAUAUACAGUUUCUUAAUUUCCUUUCAUUUUUCUAGCUAUGGCCACUCUGAAUGUUUCAAAUUUUAUUAUAAAUAGUGAAAAUUUAUCUUCUGGAUCCAUUUCUCCAAGUUUAUCUGUAUAUUUAAAGCAAAAGUUACUUCAUAGGCGGUCAAUGAAUAAUCUACUUCUAACUUCGCCAACAAAUUCCAUGCGACAUUCGAGUCCAGAAUCUGUAAAGAGUGCACCAGUUCAAUUUAAAUCACGAUCUACAUCUCAUGAUACGUUAUUUAAGAAUAAAGAGUGCCAUGAAUUUCAAACAAAUAGAGCAUCUAUGGAUAGUUUAGCCAAACAAGCAUUGUUAGCUGUUCAAGUUCUUAAUUUAAUCCCUACACAGAAAGCACGAGAAAGAAAUUUUCUACAUGGAAGAAUCGCUGCAAAUUCAUUGCUUGGGCCAGUAGAACUUGAGAAAGUAUUACCAAAUCGUGAAUUAAAAAUUUUUAUUGGAACAUGGAACAUGAAUGGACAGAGUCCACCAAAAGAAUUGAAUGACUUUAUGUUACCUUCAGAUAUUGAAACUGUGCCCGACUUGUUAGCAAUUGGAACACAAGAAUCAUGUUCUGAACGAAAUGAAUGGGAAGCAGCUUUACAAGAGACUCUGGGCCCUUCUCAUGUAUUACUUUCUAGUACUAGUUUAGGAACAUUACACCUUGCGCUCUUUUUAAGGAGAGAUUUAAUUUGGUUUUGUUCUAUUGCUGAAGACGCCAGUUUUUCAACCAGGACAGGUACUGCUUUUAGGACAAAGGGUGCAGUAGCUAUAGCUUUAAUGUUAUUUGGUACAAGUUUCCUCUUUGUUACUGCACAUUUAACUGCACAUCAAGAUAAAGUUAAGGAACGAAUACAUGAUAUUAAAAGGAUAGUUAGAAAUCUUGAUCUUCCUAAAGAUUUGCCUACAAAACAUAAAAGUAAAGAUGUAACUCAAAAUUUUGAUUGUGUAUUUUGGUGUGGUGAUUUAAAUUUUCGUUUGACUCAGCCACGAGAAGAGGUUAUUCAGUGGGUGGCGGAUACGUGCUUUCCUCAACAAUCACCUAUAAAUUUACAUAAAGACCAAUUACGAACAAUUCUUAAUGAAGGAGCUGUUUUACGUGGUUUUGAAGAAGCGCCAAUUACAUUUCCUCCUACUUAUAAAUAUGAUCCUGGAACACAAAUUUUUGAUUCGAGUAGCAAACAGCGCACACCUGCAUACACUGACAGAAUUCUCUUUAAAGGAAAAGGACACACAAAAGCAUACAUUCGAAGAGUUAGUCAUGAAAGUUCUUCUUCGUAUAAAGAUGGAAUUAUAGAAUGUUUAGUCUAUGACUCUGUUCCAAGUAUUUGUACAUCAGAUCACAAACCUGUAUGGGGUGUUUUCAAAACUACUGUUAGACCUGGUAUUGAUACAAUUCCUCUCAGCGGGGGUUUAUUUAAUCGCGAAGUGUAUUUAGAAGGUAUAAAGCGACGAGCAGCCGCUAUGGAUGAGACUCAUGGCACUUCUAAAGUAUGUUCAAUCCAGUAGAACUAGGUGAUUCUACGUGAAAAAGUAAACACAGAAUUGUCCAAAGUUUCAUUUUCGAGAAAUUUUUUUUUUAAAACUUAUGGAAUACAUAUACGAUUAAAUUUAAGUAGGCUGUCCUAGCUGACGGAUUUACGCACAGAUAGCAAAAGCGAUCUCCUCGAGCUACAAAAAACAGGAGCCUGCACACGACAAUAUAAAUUUAUGUUAUGUAAUAAAUUUAAUGAUAUGCCUAUUGCCUAAGGUAUAACUUUUAUUUCUAUAUUUGUGACUAUAACUAAGCUUAGGCAGUAUAUCCUCUGAUUUAUUGUGCAGUUUAGAUUUGUGAAGAUUAAAUCCAACAGUAGUUGUUACGCCAUUUCAUUAUUGAUUCUUUUUAGAGUUUGUAAACAUUGUCAGUGAUAUAGUUGGAAUAAUAUAACCAGUUGUUGUGGAUUAUUGUUCUUUUUUUAUUGUAUUGCAGUUACUGUUAAAAACAUCGCAACUGUUGUUACAUACAUAACUCCACUCGAUGAGUUAAAAAAAAAAUACUAAAUUUUAAUGUAUAUUCGCUUUAAAAUUUUUCAAGUUCUUGCACAAUUUUUUGUUCAAGUUGCACAAUAUUUUCAUCAGCCACGUUGUAUACAUACUGCCUAAUAUGUCCAUAUACGUUAUUAUCAGGGCAAUGUUAGGAGCCAUUAAUUAUGAGUGGUCUGUAGGACAAUUUAUGAUGAAAUCUGGUUAAGCAUCUGGAUUUUAGUCUGGUUAAACGUCUGUCGUUAUCCUCAUUGGUUUAACACAAUGAGCUCCGAAAUUUCGAACAUUUAAUACGUUUGCUUUUACAACUAUAGGCAUGAGAUCGUUUUCUCGUGACGAGCAUAUCGAUAUCUCAGUUACAUUCGGCUCUUAGUCUGUUCGAAUUUUUAGAUUCAUGUACUUCUCUGUAGAUGAUUAUCUAGAUAAGGUCCUGAACUGCAAAUACUUAACCGAACAGGAAUAGUUCUAAUCUACAGAAUUUGUAACAGAUCUAAUAAAAUACGGCAAUACUACAGAUAAUUUUGACAAUAAUAACUUGAAAAACUAAAACGCGGAGAUACAUUAGAACCUUGUAAUUAUUUUGUAGUUGGAACAGAUUUAUAUCAGUAAUAAUGGUAGUUACAUUGGCUAUAGUACAUGUAAUAUGAUAAAAACGAAACAAUAAUCUGUAAAAAUCUAUUGUAUUAUUUGAAUCAUAUUACUAUUAAUUUUGGAAACUCCGUAUUAACAAAAACGAAGCAACAAUGCUAUGAUAUAACAACCAGGUCAUAUACGUACAUAUUAUUUAUUUAUUUCUCUUCGUAGAAUCAUCUUCUUUCCUGUUAUGUUACGCUUUUCGUCCCAGUCUGUUUAAUUUUUAAUUGGUUCUGACUGUUUUAUAUAAAUAACAAACAAAUUUUUUCUAGUACAGUUUAUAAAGUAUGUUAAUGCACAAUGUGUACUUUUAACAACUACUCAAAAUAAAAGCAUAAGUAAGCUUUUAAUUAUUGUAACAGAUGUAAUACCAAAUAUCGUAGACAUAUGUAUUAUUUAUAAUUAAA